Molecule: messenger RNA, 2826 nt
Organism: Trichophyton benhamiae CBS 112371
Lineage: Eukaryota; Fungi; Ascomycota; Eurotiomycetes; Onygenales; Arthrodermataceae
Exons: 5
Coding region: 1-2826 (941 amino acids)
Biological process (GO): protein O-linked glycosylation via mannose
Cellular component (GO): endoplasmic reticulum; membrane
Molecular function (GO): dolichyl-phosphate-mannose-protein mannosyltransferase activity
Source: RefSeq, a predicted model, not a curated record
AUGGCGUCCAAGGCCUCGAAUGCCGGUCUGGAGGCAAAGACGCCCAGCAAAAGCCGCUCGAAGAGCCGUUCGAAGAGCAGAUCCCCUGGCCCCAAGGGCGCCUCCAGGCAGUCGAAAACCCACGAUUACCGCUCCGAUGGCGUCAAGGACUAUGAUGUCCUCAACCUGCCCGUCUCAGACUACAAGAUAAUGCUCGUUAUCACUGCAAUUGCAACGGUGGUGCGGCUGUUCAGGAUCUACCAGCCGUCCAGCGUCGUCUUUGACGAGGUCCACUUCGGAGGCUUCGCUACCAAGUAUAUCAAGGGCAAAUUCUUCAUGGACGUCCACCCGCCGCUAGCUAAACUGCUUAUCACCCUCGCUGGUCACCUCGCUGGGUUCAAGGGAGAUUUUGACUUCAAGGAAAUUGGCAAGGAUUAUCUAGAACCUGGUGUUCCCUACGUUGCCAUGCGCAUGCUCCCCGCUAUCAUGGGUAUAAUGACCGUCCCUACCAUGUUUCUUACUCUGAAAGCAACCGGCUGUCGGACUUCAACCGCCUCGUUCGGUGCUCUCCUAGUCACCUUUGAAAAUGCACUCGUCACCCAAUCGCGCUUCAUUCUUUUGGACUCUCCUCUGAUCAUCUUCACUGCCUUGACCGUCCUCUCUUUCGUCUCGUUCUCCAACCAGCACGAACAAGGCCCACCAAAGGCCUUUGGAUGCUCUUGGUGGUUCUGGCUAGUGGCAUCCGGACUCUUCCUUGGAGCAACUGCUAGUGUGAAAUGGGUUGGCCUCUUCACGAUUGCGUGGGUUGGAUCAUUGACUCUCGUCCAACUCUGGGUUCUUCUCGGUGAUUCAAAGACUGUUACUCCACACCUCUGGUUUAAACACUUCUUUGCUCGUGCCCUCUGCCUGAUUGUCAUCCCUGUUGGCCUCUACAUGGCCAUGUUCGGAAUUCACUUCCUCUGUCUCCGAAACCCCGGUGAAGGUGAUGGCUUCAUGUCAUCCGAAUUCCAAGCAACUCUCAACUCAAAGGGCAUGAGUGAUACUCCCGUCGAUGUUGUCUUUGGCUCUAGGGUAUCUAUCAGACACCACAAUACUCAGGGAGGCUACCUCCACUCGCACAGCCACAUGUACCCCGGCGGAAGCAAGCAGCAACAAAUCACCCUUUACCCCCACAAGGACGACAACAACAUCUUCAUCCUCGAGAACCAGACUCAGCCUCUCGGACCAUAUGGCCAGGUCCCUGGACCACGGGCCUGGGAUAACAUCACUACCGAACACAUCAUAGACGGCAGCACUAUCAGACUCUACCACAUGACUACUGACAGACGCCUCCACUCUCAUGAUGUUCGUCCUCCGGUUACCGAAGCCGAUUGGCAGCAGGAAGUUUCCGCCUAUGGCUACGAAGGAUUUGAGGGAGACGCCAAUGACCUCUUCCGCGUGGAAAUUGUCCCUUCCAUGUCUGAUGGAGCAGAGGCAAAGAAGAGGCUAAGGACGAUCCAGACGAAGUUCAAGCUUGUGCACGUUAUGACUGGUUGUGUUUUGUUCUCCCAUAAAGUGAAACUGCCAGAAUGGGGCUUCGACCAACAAGAGGUUACCUGUGCCAAGGGUGGUUCCCUGCCCAACAGCAUCUGGUACAUUGAACAGAACAGCCAGCCCGCUCUCCCUGAUGACGUUGAGAAAGUGAACUACAAGAUUCCUAACUUCUUUGCCAAAUUCUGGGAGCUUCACAAGGUUAUGUGGAGGACAAACGCUGGCCUCGUCAACUCUCAUGCUUGGGACUCACGUCCACCAUCCUGGCCCAUCUUGUCCCGUGGUAUCAACUUCUGGGGCAGACACCACCGCCACGUUUACCUCAUUGGCAACCCAGUCAUCUGGUGGACUUCUACCGCUGCACUUGUCAUCUGGGUCCUCUUCAAGGGUAUUGCCGUUCUUCGAUGGCAGCGCGGCUUCAAGGACUACAACUAUGUCCACUUCAAGCGCUUUGAUUACGAGAUUGGCCAGACUCUUCUCGGCUGGGCUCUUCACUACUUCCCAUUCUACCUUAUGGCCCGCCAGCUUUUCCUCCACCACUAUCUCCCAGCCUUGUACUUUGCAAUCCUGGCAUUCUGUCAGAUCUACGACUUUGUGGCUAACAGAUUUAACAAGCCAUCCAUCUUUGGCAAGCUGUUCACCGUUGCAUUCUUGUCUCUCAGCGUUGCUGCCUUCUGUAUCCUUUCACCACUUGCAUACGGCAACCCUUGGACUAAAGACAUGUGCCAGAGGACCAAGUUGAUCCCUACCUGGGACUUUGACUGCAACCUUUUCCAUAAUGACCUAUCCCAAUAUGCUAUUCCCGAAGUUGUCAACACCUCGGAAGCCGCUCAUACUUCCAUCGCAGCCCCACCCGUACAGCAGCAGCAGCAACAGCAACCGGGAGAGCAAGAGCAGGAGCAGCAACCUGAACAGCAGGAGAACCAAGUUCCUGUCCAGCCCGAAUCACCACAGCAGCCGCCGGCAGUGGACCCAGAGCUUCGUAAAGUUCGUGAAGUCGAGUACCGCGAUUCAGAGGGCAACAUCCUCAGCGAGGAACAAGUCAAAGUCCUCCAGGAACAGGGAGAAAUCUCCUUUGAAACCCGAUAUGAGACUCGCACUAGAGUAAUCGAUACCGAAGGCCGAGAACUCCCCAAGGAAGCUAUUAUCGCCCCUGAACACCCAGACGUGCAGGGCGCUAACCCAGAAACCGUUGCUAAGGACGAACCAAAGGCUCCAGCUAACAAGCCAGCUGAGGUCAAGGGAGAGAACGAGUCCCCCAAAAAGAAAGAAAAUAAGCCAAAGCCCGCCAGCGAGGCUAAGGCUGCUACAAACUAA